AUUCCUUGCUGUGUAACGAAAAUAAGGAUGACGACGUGAACGAUAUUGAAAGCUGCUUCGAGGUGCAGUGCAAUCAGGUCUUCAUUGGAAUGGUUACCAUGCAAUAUCAGGCACAAACUGAUAUGGUACAAUUGAUUGAGCAAUUGGAUAGAGCAUGCAUAAGGUUUGUGCACUUCAGCAAGGAGAACGAACUGCGCUCGCGUGUUUUCUCAGAGAAAAUGGGCUUGGAGAGCGGCUGGAAUUGUCACAUCUCGUUACUCAGCGAGGGAGCCAG
Messenger RNA from Trachymyrmex cornetzi, 274 nucleotides. RefSeq names its product transmembrane protein 94-like. NCBI's taxonomy places the organism in Eukaryota, Metazoa, Arthropoda, Insecta, Hymenoptera, Formicidae. The annotation marks the transcript as partial. The transcript has 2 exons. The record is from RefSeq and is a predicted model, not a curated record.